This is a messenger RNA of Cuscuta epithymum, 2226 nucleotides long. NCBI's taxonomy places the organism in Eukaryota, Viridiplantae, Streptophyta, Magnoliopsida, Solanales, Convolvulaceae. The record is from the annotation of a GenBank genome assembly.
UAACACCCUAAAUCGCUAUUCCCUGAACCUCCGUUCUUUAUCUCCUUUGCGUAAACUUCAGCGAAGAAGGUGAAGCAGCUAAGCGAAGAGCCCAAAGUAAUCUUUGCCUUAUACGAAGACCCAAAGGGCCCAAGGAAGAGGUAGCAGUAGUCCUCAUCGUUCAGUGACCAAAUCCCAACCUAGCACAGUAGCACGCAGCGACCAAUAGUCUAUCGCUACCCUCCUCCGAUCCCACUCCGGCAGAGGUUUAUACCCGCUUCCUUCCAUCGGUCCAGUAGAGAAGUCUCCAAAUUGUGUAGAAGAUAUCUAGAUAUGAUAGCAGCUAUUUCGUGGAUUCCUAAAGGGGCUGCUAAGUCAGUCCCAGCUGCAGCUGAGCCUCCUUCGAAAGAGGAAAUUGAAGAGAUUCUCAAGAGUGGCAUUAUUCCAAAAGGCGAUGAAGCUGAAAAUGGAGAAGACAAUGAAGAAGACACUGAUGAAGAAAUGAGCAUUGGUGCAUCUGGAUAUGACAAAAAUGAAGAAGAAAAUGACGACCCAAAAGCCAGUGCUGCUAAUAUAACUGAAGCUAUGAAGGAAUUGGACAUGGAAAAUUAUGAUGAUGAGGAAGAAGGUGCCGAAAUCUUUGGUCCAGGACUUAAGGACUUGUAUUAUCCAAGUAACAACUUAGACCCGUAUCUUAAAGAUAAGGAUGACUAUGACUCUGAGGAGGAAGAGGACACUGCUAUAAAACCAGAUGAUGCCGUUAUUGUUUGUGCGCGUAAUGAAGAUGAUGUCAGUCACCUUGAGAUAUGGAUAUUGGAGGAUUCUACAGAUAAUGAAUUGAACAUGUAUGUUCACCAUGAUAUCAUAAUUCCAGCAUUCCCUCUGUGUACAGCGUGGCUUGAUUGCCCUCUUAAAGGAGGGGAGAAAGGCAACUUUAUGGCUGUGGGCUCCAUGGAACCAGCCAUUGAAAUUUGGGACCUUGACAUUAUAGAUGAAGUUCUACCAUCUGUUGUCUUAGGAGGCGUUUCUGCAAAAAAGAAGGGGAAAAAGAAAUCGAUCAAAUACAAAAAGGGCAGCCACAAAGAUUCAGUACUUGGCCUUGCUUGGAACAAGGAGUAUAGAAAUGUUAUAGCUAGUGCUAGUGCUGACAAAUCAGUCAAGAUUUGGGAUGUGUCAACAGAAACAUGUAAUCUCACUAUGAAAGACCAUGAUGACAAGGUGCAAGCAGUUGCGUGGAAUCCAUUUAAGCCCCAAAUUCUUCUUUCCGGAUCAUUUGAUCGUUCUGUUGUCUUGAAGGAUGUAAGGCAACCAUCUCAUGAUGGAUUUAAGUUUUCAGUGGCUGACCAAGUUGAGAGCUUGAAAUGGGACCCCCAUGCCGAGCAUUCGUUUCUGGUGAGUAUGGAAAAUGGAACCAUAACUAGUUUUGAUAUUCGGAUGGCUGCUGAUCCCAAUUCUACAUCAAAGAUGAAACCAAAUUUCACCCUUCAUGCUCAUGACAAAGCAGUUUGCUCCAUUUCUUUUAACCCAUUGGUGCCAAAUCUUAUUGCAACAGGCUCCCUAGAUAAAACGGUAAAAUUAUGGGAUUUGUCCAACAAUCAACCUUCAUGUCUUGCCACGAGGAAUCCCAAAGCGGGGGCUGUAUUUUCUAUUUCCUUCUCAGAUGACUGCCCGUUCUUGCUAGCUAUAGGCGGCUCUAAAGGAAAGCUUGAGAUGUGGAAUCUUUCAACUGAAGAUGCUAUCGCCAGGGAAUAUGAUCAGUAUGUUCGCACAAGCUUUAAAUCUAAGCAGUAAUUUUAAUGGAUUUUGAAAUCCAUUUCUUGUUUUAUGUAUCGAUGUGAGCCUGCCAAACUUGCUAGGUUGUAAACAAUUUUGUAGACGAGGACACUUCAUUUUAUUAGAUUAUACAGAGUGCUAUAUGUCUAUAUGAAUUCACACACUUGCAGCCUUGCAGGUGUCCUUUAUGACCCUUUUUUGUCCAUAGCUCGGGCCUCGGUGCAAAGAAACUUCUCCCUUUCUCAUUUAAACCAACCUUUUUGCUGCGAGGCUAAACUGAAUUACUGAAUAGGCCAAUCCGUCUGUCACGAUUUACCUAUUUACGUGAGUAUAAGCCAAAGUUGUUUUUUUGUAACAUAAACAAUACUCCUUAAUAGGGACUGAAAUAGUGUAGGGGAUUUAAAACAAAAAUUCUAGCUACCUUAUAAAAAAUGUCAUAUUUGAAGAGUCAUUAACGAGACUGAAUAAGCUAUU